Closterium sp. NIES-67 is the source of this 3778-nucleotide messenger RNA. The record is from the annotation of a GenBank genome assembly. Lineage: Eukaryota; Viridiplantae; Streptophyta; Zygnematophyceae; Desmidiales; Closteriaceae.
AAGUGAUUGCCGCAAGGGUUGACAUCACCCACCUUCCCUCAUGCACAGCUCAAAGCAGAGCUGGUAGGAAAGACUGCCUUCGCAGCUUGAUGCUCGCUCUCCCAUCCCUCCACAUCUGCCCUGCUUCAAUUUCACAUGGGUUGCUCUACUGUAAUGUACUCACACCAUACCCCAAAGCUCACUCCUAUUCCACGCGGAGCUCAUUGCUCACAUGUUCCAUAGCUUCACACUGUUUCCCCUCCACUGAUAACACCACCGCAUGCAGACUUGUAGAGCUUGAAGAGUCGACGAAUACCUUCACCAGGUUACGUUGCCUUCCUAAUCGGCCUCCUUUCUUCUUUACGUACCCUCCCACUUUGUAGCUUCUCUUUUCCGAAUCUUCGCGCUCCUUCGUGGCUAUCUGGCCACGCCCUCAAGUCCGCUUCAGGGCUAUUUCAUGCAGAGACUUUGAGUCUGCUGUGAAAGAGACGGAUUAGUCCAGCUGCGUUUAGCGCAAACUUUUAAUAUCUGCCCUCGCAUGGCUGCUGCAGCCGCUAGCUGCUGGGACGAUACCGCCGCGCCGCACCUAAAUAAAUACGCUAUGUUCGCACCGGGAACCGAUCGCACUAUCAGCAAGGAGGAAUGGCGCCGCCAACAGGCGACGCUGAUUAAAGCCAUCGACCCGGAAUUUUCGGGGAGCCUCGUGUGCCCGGUCACGGUCCGCAACUGGCGGAAACUCCAAUCCGCCGAGACAAGCGUCGCCAGCUCAGACGCCGGCAACGGGGCGGCCGAUUUGUCGGAUUUCAGCAACAUGGCGGCUUCAGCGGGACUCGCGGCGGUGGAUUCGCCGCCAGGAGGGAACAACGCGCUUCCGCCGAGUCCGCCGAGCGCGCUGCGCGCAUCGUCAGUUUACGCGGCUUCCGCCGUGUCGUCGACUCCCACCUCCUCCGUCUCCACCUUCGCCACUGACUCCUUCGCUUCCGGCGCUUCGAGUGCGUCCCUUGUCCCCAGCCCGCCUCCGCCGACCACGCAAACCGUUCCCCCUUCCCCCCGAGCCCCCGCCCCCGCGUCCGCCGCCGGCACGCCCUCCGCGUCGGCCACCAGCUCGCCCGCCAACUCAGGAAAGCUCCCGCGCGCGCGCGUGUCGCUGGCGCAGCAGAUUCGCGAGCAGCAGAUGAACUCGGGGCGAUUCAAGCCCUUCGCAUCGGGAAGAUACGCUGACGGGAUGUCGGACAGUGGACGAUUCCCCAUGUCGCCUCGUGUCGAUAGCGGGCGGUUUCCCAUGUCGCCCCUGGAGCCGAAUUCCGGACCCAACUCGGGAAGGUUCUCUGCAGUUUCGCCGACUUCCAGCCAGGGUAAUUCCGGCGCGUUUCCCAGUCCCAUCCCCGGCGGGGGCCACUACGCGCCGGGCGGAAGCGGAGCUGGACCGCUUUGGCGACAGAGCAGCGACGGGCAUCGCAUGGCGGGUGCGACGAUGGAGCGCCAUCGCUUGGCUGCGACGAUCGGCGACUCUGCCGGCGCAGCUCCCGCUACCAUGUCGCAGGGUCCGCCGCAAGGCAUGCCCCAAGCGAUGGGUUUUAGCGCGGGCGCGCAGGGGAUGGGCGCGCAAGGCAUGGGUGCGCACGGCAUGGGCGCGCAAGGCAUGGGCGCGCAAGGAAUGGGCGCGCAAGGAAUGGGCGCGCAAGGCAUGGGCGCGCAAGGCAUGGGCGCGCAAGGCAUGGGCGCGCAAGGCAUGGGCGCGCAAGGCAUGGGCGCGCAAGGCAUGGGUGCGCAAGGAAUGGGCGCGCAAGGAAUGGGCGCGCAAGGAAUGGGCGCGCAAGGCAUGGGCGCGCAAGGCAUGGGCGCGCAAGGCAUGGGCGCGCAAGGCAUGGGCGCGCAAGGAAUGGGCGCGCAAGGCAUGGGCGCGCAAGGCAUGGUCGCGCAAGGCAUGGGCGCGCAAGGCAUGGGCGCGCAAGGCAUGGGCGCGCAAGGCAUGGGCGCGCAAGGCAUGGGCGCGCAAGGCAUGGGUGCGCAAGGCAUGGGUGCGCAAGGCAUGGGUGCGCAAGGCAUGGGUGCGCAAGGCAUGGGUGCGCAAGGCAUGGGUGCGCAAGGCAUGGGUGCGCAAGGCAUGGGCGCACUUGGCGCGACUAUGGGCAUGGCCCCUGCGAUGGGUGGUCCUGCGAUGGGUGUUUCGUCGCAGAGCAACAAUAAUCUGUCGCCGCGCGAUAUGAUUCUCCUUCGCCAGAACAAGUGGAGCGGCGCCAACGUCGCCGAUGCUCCCCUCGCGCCAACCUUCGGCUCCUGCGGAUAUUCCGAUACCGCGUCGCAGUGCUCCAGUCACGACUCUUUCAUCUCCACCCCUCAGCUCUCCCGACCAAUCCCCUCCUUCGCCGCGCCUCCGCCCAAGACGGGCAGCUGGGACGGCAGCAACACCACCAAUCCCACCGAUGACGGCGAGGAAAAAGAGCUCGACUUUUCCUCAGUGCGCUCCGUGUGCCUCAAUUUCGAGGAGGUUCUAGAAGCCGCCGAGUCAAAGGAAUUUAAUCGGUCGCGGAUCGAGAGCAUAGAUAUCGUCCCCCUGAUUUCCGGCAUGAAGAGCCCGUUCAUGGCUGCAGCUGCGGCGAACCUUCCUGAGCACGUGCUUUUCGCGCUCACGUUUUCCGGGUCAGAAGAUAUUGAGCUGCCCGGGGACGAAUCGAUUCUGAAACUUUUUCCGAGCCGGUUUCAGACGAGGCAUUGGGAGCAGGAGCAGAGGAAGCAGCAGCAGAAGGGUCAGAAGGAGGCUAAGAUGUGGCAGUCGUGGCAAUCCCAAGGGAAUCCUCAGCAACAGGGUCAGCAGGGGGAACAGCCACCACAGCAACAGCAGCAGCAGCAGUCCCAGCAACCGCAGCAGCAGCAGCAGCAGUGGCAGCAGCAACAGCCGCAGCAGCAACCACAACAGUGGCAGCAGCAGCAGCAACAGCAACAACAACAGCAGUGGCAGCAGCAACAACAGCAGCAGUGGCAGCAGCAACAACAGCAGCAGCAGUGGCAGCAGCAGCAGCAAUUCCAACAGCAGCAGUAUGCUCCUCAGCAGCAGCAAUAUGCCCCUCAGCAGCAGCAGUAUGCUCCUCAGCAGCAGCAGCAGCAGCAGCAGGGACAGAACCAGCAGCAGCAAUGGCAGCAGCCGGCACAGCCCCAGCAGUAUUCUUGAGCAGCACGCUGAGCAGGAGGCAGAGCAGCAAGGGAUCAGGUUGAGAAUGGCAAGGGGCAGCCAUGGCGUGGCAGGCACCUGCACCAGGCUCAGUUGGUAAGAGAAUGGAUGUUGCUGGUGUUUAGAUGCUGAGAGUGUACAUGUGAUGCUUUUGGUAGAGGGGAGAACUUCUCUACUACUGCAUGUGGUUCAUCUGCUUGCUGCAGAUUGUGAACAUUCUUUAGGCGUUUCGGCUGGAAAUUGAAAGAUUAGCCCUGAAACUUGUCUCUUUGUCUUGUUUCCAUGAGGGUUUACAGAGCCAUGCUUUCACUCAUGCCGACGAGAGGUGGAGAGAGCGGUUGGGUUUACUUGCUAGUAACAAGUAUAGGCAGUUGUAUGUAUUUCCUAUUAUCCUAUUUAGCUGUAUGCAGCUUAUUUGAAAGGGCGCUCUGCCGAGCGCAAAUCACACCAAACGAGCGGAGGGCCCGAGGCUCGGCAGGCCAGGCCACGCAAAACUGCGGCGGCGUUCCUUCGUGCGAAGCCUCUCCAGUCCACGGAAGCUGCUGCCACCUCACGAGGCCACGCACUUUGUGACUAACGACAGCGACACCAUAUCGGAAAAUCUCCCGCCCGGGCAGCCUGACAUGU